AUGGCGGUGUCUCCGACCAAAGUCCUGCUGCUGAUGCUCGCCGCAUUGACGGAGCUUGCGCUUGCGUCGUCCGCCUCAAGGACGGUGGUCCCUGCGUCCGUGUCGGAGCUUUUCGAGAAGUGGUGCAAGGAGCAUGGGAAGGUCUACGGAUCCGAGGAGGAACGCGAGCAUCGCCUCCGGGUCUUCGCUGAUAAUGCCGCCUUCGUGAUGGAGCACAAUGGACGGGGAAAUUCUACGUUCACUCUGGACCUCAACGCGUUCGCGGAUCUCUCUCCCCAUGAGUUCCGGACGGCGUACCUCGGGUUCGGCUUUGGAACCAAGGGAGUGCCACCCCGCCGGCAUAGCAAGGAGGUUUUGUUCACUGGCUACGGCGGCGACGUACCUGAAGCAGUGGACUGGAGGGAGAAGGGGGCGGUUACAAAGGUGAAAGAUCAGGGAAGCUGCGGUGCGCUCUCUCUCUCUCUCUCUCUCAUACACAAAUUACUAUAGUUAGGGAAACAAACUAAUGAAAUUGCUGUAGAUGUAUGAAAAUGUUGAGAUUAGUGUUCCCUGGUUUGCUCUGAUUUUCAAGCUAUUCACUAGUGGCCCUUCUGAUUUUCAAGUCCUCUGGAUUGAGAAGCUGCGGGGCAGUUGAUAUUCCCGGCUGCCCAUCAUUAAGAUAUUCUUCUUUCUUUGACAUCUGAGGUCGACAAGAAUUUGGAGUCGUCCUCCUUCAGGGUGUAGGUCCACUUUCUGUUCUCAUCCCCAUGUGAUUCGAUUCUAUAGAACAUAAGCUUCAUCUCCAGAACCCUGAUAGAAAUCAAGUAGUUGUGUGCAUUCAACAGAGAAGGUAUCAGACAUACGACAUUAGUUCUGAUGCUCGAAAUUAGUUUUUGUUAAUUGACAAGCAAAUGUUCUCCCGGUUGUCAAGUCAUAUAGUAGAAAUCUAAAUGAGAGUCCUGUGGUUGAACCCUGGUGAGAAAGAAAUGAGCAUGAGACAAGUCCCUACAUUUCUAAUCCAUGAAACCAAGCCUUCACUCCCCUUCGCUGAGCAAAAAUUAGCUUGUUUACAAAUUUACGCUCAAUUCUGGGGCCAGUAAUUUUUCUCUGUACGAUGCAAGGAUCUUAUAAGCUUGUUACAGAGAGACUUAUCGUACCAGAAGCAUCGAUCAGCUGGUUCACAUGGGCACGGCACCAUUUUCUCUCUGUACAAAAAGCGAAAGACUUUGAUACAAUUACAUUGAUAUGGCCUUCCUUUUUCCACCACUGAACCCAGGUUAAAAGGAAAAGAGAGAACUUUGCCAAAAGGAAAAUAGUCUUUAUUAUGAAACGAUCUGUAGGACAAUGCAUGCUUAAAGAGAAGGAAAAGGUUAUUGACUUUUAUUGCUUUAUUUUUAUCCGUUUUUCCUGAUGGAUAGUGCAUUAAUUAAUCCUGAUGGGUCUCUUAGCAUGAGAUUGAUCAAUCUUUUGAUUCUGCUGAACAAUACUGCACCUGCAUCUAAAUCUCCUCCAACAAUUAAGGCUCUGAGUUCCUUGUCUCCUGGCAGGUGAUUGUUGGGCUUUCUCAGCCACUGGUGCCAUUGAAGGAAUAAACAAGAUAAUGACGGGAACCCUUGUGAGCCUGUCUGAGCAGGAAUUGUGCGAUUGUGACAGAAGCUAUAACACUGGUUGUAACGGAGGACUGAUGGAUUACGCAUUUAAGUGGGUGAUAGAAAAUCAUGGGAUUGAUUCCGAGGAUGACUACCCAUAUCAGAGUGCAGAUAAGACUUGUCUUAAGAACAAGGUGCUCUUUCCGUGCCAUUAUCUUACCGUUUGUUCUCUCUAUUGCGUUUAGGCUUCGCUAUAAUCUGGUUUCCCCCAUUUUUCUGUAACAGCUAAGUCGCCGUGUUGUAUCAAUUGAUGGUUAUUCUGAUGUUCCAGCAAAUAACGAGAAUUUAUUACUCAAGGCUGUUGCACAACAGCCUGUGAGUGUUGGCAUAUGUGGUAGUGAGAGACUAUUUCAAUUAUACUCAAAGGUCUGCUCCAGCACCUCAUCGUUAUCUUUUCAUUGGAGAGUUGUGGAGGUUCAUCCUCUCCCGUUAAGAACUACCAAGCCUCACCGUUAUUCUAUAUCUUUGACUUGCAGGGAAUUUUCAGCGGGCCAUGUUCGACUUCUCUAGAUCAUGCUGUGUUGGUAGUAGGGUAUGGUUCAGAAAAUGGCAAAGAUUAUUGGAUUCUGAAGAACUCAUGGGGAACACGAUGGGGAAUAGAUGGCUUCAUGCUUAUGCUUCGGAACAGUGGGGAUUCUCGUGGAGUUUGUGGCAUUAACAUGAUGCCAUCUUUCCCGACGAAAAAUACUCCAAACCCUCCUCCAUCACCCAGUCCGAGUCCAACAAAAUGUAGUUUAUUGACCUAUUGUCCAGCUGGAAGCACCUGUUGCUGUUCAUGGACUGUGUUCGGAGUAUGUCUCUCUUGGAGUUGUUGUGAACUUGAGUCAGCAGUAUGCUGUGAGGACCAUCGUUCAUGCUGUCCUCAUGAUUAUCCCGUAUGUGAUACGAAAAGAGGACAAUGCCUAAAGGUACAAUGUUUCUAG
This is a messenger RNA of Spirodela intermedia, 2551 nucleotides long. NCBI's taxonomy places the organism in Eukaryota, Viridiplantae, Streptophyta, Magnoliopsida, Alismatales, Araceae. The record is from the annotation of a GenBank genome assembly.